GACAUAUCAAUAGCAUGCACAUCUACUGGACUCGGUAUACAUAUAUUUUAUAGGUCUUUUGCUGAUCUGUACAAAUGAAUGCGGAUAAAAGUGUUAUUGAGACAGUGAAGUCACUCGCAACAGACUUUUAAAGAUUUUAGAAGUGUGUGGCACUUGCUUUAUCGAUCACUCGGGUAGUUUUACUUGGCAUUGCGGAAGCAAUAAAGUAUGACAAGCAAAGUGUUUCAGAAAAUGUGUAGCAACGUGCUUGGCGUCAACAUCCAUUGGUAAAAGGUCUACGGUACAAUACUACUAUAUUAUUCUUGUGACAGAUGUUGAGUGUCACUGAUGUCAGCUGUUUGUAGCAUGGCACUCAAUUACCUAUUUCUUACACUGCAUCUGCUUAGUGUGGUUCCAAAUGGAUGUGCUCAGGAUGACACUGCCAACAGGAACACACCUGGAACUUUCUUUUUGGAUUCUAAUGCUGACUGUAAUGGUCCUGUCCGUGAACUAUAUGGUCAAUCAGCUCGAGUUAUUGGUCAAGGUGCAGACCAAAGUAGGCCUGGGCCUCAGAGCUGCACUCUAAAACUGAAGUCAACAUCUACUUAUGAGCAAACCAACAUUGCAAUUGAGGUGGUCAGAGUCACCAUUAACCAGGACAAUGUGCGAUUCACUAUGUACGAUGGAGAUGAAGGAAGUUCAGUGUUGAGAGCAUAUGACAAAAACUCACAGAAUAAGCCAAACGAAAGAUUCUACGUGACAAGUGGAGACACUGUGACACUCAUCUUAGAAAGACAAGAUAUUACCAAUAGUCUCUUUGACAUCGAAGUAGUUGUUACACCAAUUUCUUCUGGUGUAAACCCUGGGUAUGAAAAUAAUUAUGGCACCGACUAUGGAUUCUUCAGGGAAAAAAUACCAAAUGAGGCAGUUGUUGGUAUUAUUGGAGCUAUCCUUGCAAUUUGUAUAAUCCUCCUCAUCAUUUUUGUCGCUGUUUGCCAACAUCGAUAUAAGGGCUUACACAAGCCAUGGGAGCAACACCAGCUGUCUUCAUUCCAAGCACCAUCAUAUGCAUACGAGACAAAAAGUGGGAUGAGUGAUGCCUCUUCUAACAUUUGGGCCUCCAACAUGUCUCGACGUGAUCCUCCUGCAAGACCACACAGCAGGAUGCCACGCCAGAGUGAAGAUGCAGACAGUGUGUUUGAUGAUGACAUGCCUACUAAGAAACAGUUACUAGAGCUGGAGCAUCGAAGAGAGCAGGAAAAAAGCAGGUACAUCGGGCGACCAAGCAGAGGACAGUUUUCCAACACUUUUGUUCAGGCAGAUGAUGAUCAUCCUCAGGACAACUUUGUAGAGCGAGUUAUUGUUCCUCGUGUCCAUCAACAUCGCAGCAUGAAGCCUCCAUCCUAUUCUGAGGCUGUCAGUGACACAGAAACUGAGACAGACAAAACAGAGAUUGAAGAGGAGGAGGAUGAUGACGACAAAGACGAGGUAUCAGAGGAUGAAGAGGAAGCACAAGCAGAAUCGGAAUCCGAGGCUGAAACAUCACACAACAGUGAGGAGGAUGAAGAGGAGGCUCAAGCUCCCAGACCAGUUCGACCUCCACAGGCUACUGGAAAUGCACCAACCACUGCCUCUCAACCCCCAUACCAACCUGUGCAGUAUGUUGGUGGCUAUCCCAUGAUACCAAGCCAGUUUGUUCCAGUCAUGGCUGCUCCUUUGCAACCCCAGUUUCAUCCUCUUGUUGCAGGCUCAGGUUUUCCGCCUCCUCGAUAUCCAGGUGAGACUCAGCCACAAAAACCGAGCGUCAGGCCUACUGACCCCCCUGUUUACUCAUAUCUUGUGCAGCGAGGAUACACUCCCUUGGAUGGGAGACACAGUCCUGCAUCCUCAGCCAAUACCAGCCAAGUCUCUGAUGAUAGGGACAGUAGCCAGCUGCACAGUGGAGUGGAGUACAUGAGACGAUGAGACUGGCACAGAACUUCAUGUCCUCAUGCGUCUCAUAAAUUCCAGAGCAUGACAUACAUCACAGAGUAUUACUAUUUUCCACUAUGAUACUGUCAGCAACAGAUGUGCCUGUUUUCAUCUCUUCAUUAUAUUGCUUUCAUAAUCAUCUGAAGGUGUGAUCUUUGUGGUUACAUUCCUGAAAGUUUUCACUUCGAAAGUUUACAUGCACAUGACUGAAAAAUUUCACUCUUCAAUAUAUUCAGGACAUUUAUGUGCACUGGGCUUUUUUAAGAAAUGUAGUUUAUUAAAAAUUAGUGUGUGUACUUUUAUUUGUACAUUUGUAUCCAGAAUUUUAAAAACUGCUGUACAUAACCAGUUUUGCAAGCAACAUAUUUGAUAAAAACAUUUUCAGCAACAUUUAUGAAUUCUUGUUUUUGAAUACUUCUAUUUUUUUCAUAACCUUCAUGUUAGCACCUGAAUAUUACUCGAUCUUAAAUUUCAUUGGUUUACAACAGGCAUUUAUGCAUCAAUCUAAAUUAUUUACAAAUACCAUCUAAACAAAAUUUUUAAUGCACAGUUUUAAUGUAUUGGUGCACAUUUGACUUCCCUGUCAGUUUGUCUCCUAGCACAAGAAUAUAUAGCAAAAGAUGUGGACUUAAAUUUGGGUGAAGAGGUGUCAGGAAGUCACUACAGGUGUUGUCACAUGCAUGUCUUUUCACAAGUGUGCCACAAAACUCAUUUGCACUUCUGACAGUGAAAUUACAGCUACCCUACUGCAAAUAUGAAUAUAUAAUAGGAUUUAUAUGAAAAAAGUAUAUGCAAACAAUAUUUAGGAUGUUGAAGUAUCUGUGCUUAUAAAGGUAACCUGUGCUCUUUAAAUAGCUUUACAUAAAUAUGCAUGGAUAAAAGCAGUUUUAUAUAUAUGUGACCCUCCACGAUGAAAUGAGUCUUAAGUUGCACAGAGCAGUUUUGUGCUAGAGGCCCCAAAAGGUGAUAAGGGUCAAUUUUGUGCAGUUUGGCUUUUCUGUAAAGAUGGAUUCCUUGGUUAUUAAACUAUCAGGAAAAUACACUGCUAUGUUAAAAUAAAAGUUAGAAAUUGACUUACGUUUUAAUUGAGUUACAUUACUGCGAUUCGUACCAAUUACUGCAGAAAAAUAACGAAAUUCAAAAGCUGUUUCGAUACUGUUUCCCUGUCAGAACCCCAUCGUGAUAUACCUUGCCAGAAAGCCCGGAGUCUGUAUGUUCAACUUCUUUAAAGAACGAUUCAAAUGCUAACCAAUCAAAAGAUUUGUCUGCAAAAAUUUAGGAGUAAACAAAUCUGGUCGGCCAUCUCGACAAAAAUCUCAGAAGCAGCUUUUCUCGAAAUGGUUGCCACUGUACUUUCACACUUUAUAACUCACUCAAUUUUAGGACUAGAAGAAAAACUUGUGUAUCAAAAGAAAGUUCAGAAUCUAUACUUUUCAAAAAUAUGGAAUUUGGCAAAUCUCAAACUUCCGACAAGACUCAGUUUCCAUGGAGGGUCUCAUAUAUAGUUCUUUUCAAUGCAUAUUUGUUGCUUAGUUGUUGGUUUUUUUGCAGUAAUUACAAUUAUUUAAGAUGUUUGAUCUGUGUAGUCUUCUGAUAUAGAAUUAGUUUGAAGAAUGAGUGCAGAGUGAUAAAAAUAUAACUGUAGCUGAAUUUUCUAGUUUGUUCAGGUAUGGAAUUGUAGUUUGUUAUAAUACUGAUCUACGUGACAAUAAAAAAUAAACAUUCUUAGGCUACA
Molecule: messenger RNA, 3685 nt
Organism: Pomacea canaliculata
Lineage: Eukaryota; Metazoa; Mollusca; Gastropoda; Architaenioglossa; Ampullariidae
Exons: 8
Coding region: 328-1944 (538 amino acids)
Source: RefSeq, a predicted model, not a curated record